This is a messenger RNA of Scophthalmus maximus (turbot), 2650 nucleotides long. It is a transcript of the gene kat14, whose product is annotated as lysine acetyltransferase 14. Gene Ontology annotation, molecular function: acyltransferase activity, transferring groups other than amino-acyl groups. The transcript has 9 exons. Bases 1 to 2469 code for a protein of 822 amino acids. Lineage: Eukaryota; Metazoa; Chordata; Actinopteri; Pleuronectiformes; Scophthalmidae. The record is from RefSeq and is a predicted model, not a curated record.
AUGGACAGCAGCAGCGAGCCGCUGGGGGCGGGCGAGGACGAGGCGGCGUGCACCUCGGCCUCCGAGGGCCUGGAGGAGGGGGAGGUGGAGGGCGAAACCUUGCUGAUCGUGGAGUCCGAGGACCAGGGAUCGGUGGAUCUGUCGCACGACCAGAGUGGAGACUCGCUGACCAGCGACGUGGGCGAGGAGGCUGACGGAGGCUGGGCCUGCGAGGACAUGUCCUUCUACUGCGACCGCUGCCACAAGUGGACGCCUGCAGCUCAGCUCCGCGGUGAACAGCCAAGUUACCUGAAGGGAGACAACUUCUUCAAGUUCGUCUGCUGCGACUGCUCCGACGACGACAAGGAGAGUUUCGAGAGGAUGAGACUCACCUGGCAGCAGGUGGUGAUGUUGGCCAUGUACAACCUGUCUCUGGAAGGGACGGGUCGUCAGGGUUACUUCAGGUGGAAGGAGGAUAUCUGUGCUUUCAUUGGCCGACACUGGAACUUCCUGCUCGGAACGAGGAAGAAGACGUCGACGUGGUGGAGCACGGUGGCCGGCUGCCUGUCGGUCGGUAGUCCCACCUUCUUCCGCUCGGGAGCUCAGGAGUUCGGCGAGCCCGGAUGGUGGAAACUGGUCCAGAACAGACCUCCGACCCUGAGACCAGAGGUGGACAAAUCCACCACAAAGACGAAAGGUAACCUCUACCAGGAGCUCUCUGCCCACACCUGUCAGUUUACCCCUCGCAAGUUAAUGAAACUCAGCCUUUGUUUCCCUGCAGCCUCCAAACCUGCCGUGGAUCCGAUCAUCACCGUCGAGGGUCUGAGGAAACGUGGAGCCAGGAACCCUGUGGAAAACGCCAUGCAGCUGAAGGAGAAGCGCUCUCGUACGCAGGAGGCCAAAGACAUCCGGAGGGCUCAGAAGGAGGCGGCGGCGGGAGGCUACACCGAUCGCAGCGCCUCCUCCACGCCCGUCAAACUGGGCGGAGGUCGCGGUGUCAGCGCUGGACGCCGGCCUGAUCUCGUCCUGGAGAAAGGUGAGGUCAUUGAUUUCUCCUCGCUCAGCUCUUCAGACCGAACGCCGCUCACCAGCCCCUCACCGUCCCCUUCACCUGACUUCUCUGCCCCGGGGACGCCGGCCUCUCACUCAGCUACACCCAGCCUGUUGUCGGAGGCAGACCUCAUCCCUGACGCCAUGCCUCCACAGGCGCUGUUCCACGACGACGAAGAGAUGGAGACGGAGGGAAUGAUCGACCCCGGCAUGGAGUACCUCCCCCCUCCCAGCGCCAGCCUUGUCGCCCGUAAGAAGCUCCGCCCGGCGCCAACUCACAUCAAACGCGAAGCAGAGAGUGACGACGACGAAGGGCGUGAGCACGAGGACGACUUCCACGAGCCAGUGGGACGAAGUGAAGGUCCGUCUCUCUCUGCCGGGGGCUGUGUCGGCGCCGGUGGGCCGGAGCGGAGGAGGAUAACUCAUCCAGAGAAAGCAGACGGACGAGGCGGCAUCUCCCAGAGUCCUCGCUACUCCGCCCUCACUCUCUACGAGGAGAGGAUGCUGCUGCGACGGCUGGACGCCUGCCCGCUGGCCUUGGCCGUCACCCCGCAGGCUAAACGCCUCCACAGGAAGCUGCUGAUCCGCCAGGCCAAGAGGCAAAGAGGGCUCCCCAUGCUGGACAUAGAUCGGGCGAUCAGCGCCACCCUCACCCUGGUGGGAGGGAUCUACGGCGCCCAGGAGGCGGGGACACUGAUGGGAGGCGGAGUCCUGGGAAAGUACUGCACCAAAAGCCAGGAGCUGCGUGUUCUCGAUCGCUUCCAGACCAACUUCUCCAGCAGACGGGGAGUUCAGCAGCAGUCUGUGUCCUUCUGGCAUCGUCUGAUGGGAGCACAAGGCAGUUUGGACCAGAGCAUCAAGAGUCCGUAUACGUCCCGACUCCUGAAACCGUACAUCAGGAGGGACUAUGAGAGUCGUCCGGUGAAGCUCAGGUUGCUGGCACAGAUCAGAGCUCACCAUCACAGAGCAGAGCCGGACUGGGUCCCCGAGCCUGAUGCCCCGAUCGACUACUGCUACGUCCGGCCAAACCACAUCCCCUCCGUCAACGCCAUGUGUCACGACAGCUUCUGGCCAGGUGUGGACCUGUCCGAGUGUCUGCAGUACCCAGACUUCAGCGUGGUCGUCCUCUACAAGAAAGUGGUGGUCGGCUUUGGUUUCAUGGUGCCGGACGUCAAGUACAACGAGGCGUACAUCUCCUUCCUACUAGUCCACCCCGAGUGGAGGAGAGCCGGCAUCGGCACCUUCAUGAUCUACCAUCUCAUCCAGACGUGUAUGGGGAAGGAUGUGACGCUGCACGUGUCGGCCAGUAACCCUGCCAUGCUGCUGUACCAGAAGUUUGGCUUCAAAGCGGAAGAGUACAUCCUGGACUUCUAUGACAAGUAUUAUCCCGUCGACAGCACCGAGUGCCGCCACGCCUUCUUCCUCCGACUGAGACGCUGACACCAGGACGCCUCACAGGUUGUUUUGUUGUGGUCUCCUGGACUCUGGCUGCUGAGGGAGGGGACAUGUGACUCUGUAUCUCACUCGGAGCCGUCGGAUGGAGCAACGCUCGUUUCAGCCAAUCGGCAUGAAGCCCCUGAUGAUUUUCUAGUUUUUCUUGUUCAUAAAGGUCUUGACUGUU